AUGGAGCUCAACUGGAAACCCCGCCGUGGUGAUGAACGAGACAUCCUCGAGCCUUACGCCUACAAUCCCGAGACUGGAGUUCACACCAGCAUGGUUGAUGACACCAAGUAUGCAAUGACUGGAUACGAAGACUACGCCAUCAUGGCCCUUGAAAACCCCUUUGACAUCGGUGGUGAACUCCUCGUGCCCAACAUUUACGGUUGCCCUCUUCCUGUGUCUGGUAUGAGCGACCUGUUUGACGAAAGUGAACAUGAGAUCGUCUUCCACGCAAUGGACUUGGACCUGGACCCCCUCGACCCCAUCAACCAUCUCCCCCCUCCUCCUAGCCCCUCCGGCUGCUCCGAUGUCUUCGCCCCCUUUGAGGAGUGGAUCCAGACACUGAUUCCCGAGGGUCUGAACGUGGAGGAUGAUGUGGACGAUUUGCCCUGCCUCCAAUUGACUGAGCACGUCGAGGAAGGUCAGAUGGUGGCCAUGACCCGCCAAUUGACCCUGGACCCUUCGGUCGACUCGGGGGCCGCCUCUCCCGCCCAGUCCACCUCGGAUCUCUCCGAGAUCAAUGUUGGCGGCCACAAGCAGAAGCUGCUCUGGGGGGAGAGCGGCCUGCUGGGGCUGAAGGAGGAUGUCCCCUCGAGCGGUGCCCGUGGCAAGCCGGGGCUGAUCCGGGGAAUGACCAAGAAGCUGAAGCACCAGCUUGCAGAGUUUGUCGACGAAUCCAACAAAGGGUUCAAGCGCAAGUCGUCGUUCUCUGCCGCCCCUGCUUAUGCGCCUGGAAGCUCGGCCGCCGCCCUCGUCACCUCCCUGGACUCCAUGCUCCAGGCCAAGCUUUACUCGGAGCUUGAAGUCAUGAUUUGCAACACUGCAAAUGGCUUCAUCCUCCAGCAGUACUACGAUGGACGCAUCUCCCAGCAAUCCAUCGACAAGGUCAAUGUGGCCUGGAACGCCAAGAACAACCACCAUGUGGUUGAGUUCCGCUACGACCAAGCGACCCAGCGCGAGCUCAUCGUGACCAACCGUCGCAACAUCGAGUUCACCGGCGACUCCUCCCGGUUCCCAAUUUGCCUGCAGACCAAUCUGCACAAUUGGAAGAAGAUCGCUCACGAGAUGAGCAUCCGCACCUUCUGCUUGCCGGAUUGCGCGAUCCGCAAGCACAUCUACGAUAUUCACAAGAUCAUCGACAUGAUGAACCCCUCUCUGGAGACUCUUCAUGCCUUCCAAGAUGUCACCUCUGAGGCCCAGGUCAAGAUGCUCGACAAGGAGACCGCCACCCGCCGCCAGAGCGAGACCCGCAUGAAGCGAGGCUUCUAA
Messenger RNA from Penicillium cataractarum, 1305 nucleotides. RefSeq lists its product as uncharacterized. The transcript is spliced from 3 exons. Lineage: Eukaryota; Fungi; Ascomycota; Eurotiomycetes; Eurotiales; Aspergillaceae. The record is from RefSeq and is a predicted model, not a curated record. Bases 1 to 1305 code for a protein of 434 amino acids.